AACUUGUAUUUUACAUUGCCAGAAAACUCAAGGUGCCUACCAAACAUCUCUUAGGGCAAUAUAUUGCGCUCUCCUUUUCUACUUAUUUUGUCGUUUAUUUGUUUUUGAACCAUCGCUAUUGAGCUUGAGUUCAACUAAAGGGUAGCGCCGAGCGUGGUCUCGGCGCACUCGUUAUCACCUGGAGUCAUGAUGAUCAUUACCAAGAACCAUUGACGAGCGGCAUUGCUGACCUGCAAUGGUGGAUCAACACGGGGUAUUGGGAUCACGACCCUGAUAUACCCUUGCAUGUUGCUGGGGACGAUAUGACUCAAAGUUUUGCUAGAACUGCAACGUGUUACGAAGCAUCAUCCUUCAACGACACGCCGCCAGCAGUUGAGCAUUACCAGUCUGUUGAACCUGACAACGCGCAAGUAAGACUACGCCUCCUUCCUGAUUCUCUCCAACCUUCAUCUAUCCAUAAUCCUAUUUUCUUAUCGGAACCAUCGUCUCCGCCGAGGUCCUCACCGGCCUUAUGGGAUAGCUCGAGUUCUUUGAGUUCCACUGCGAUUGUUCCAUAUGAAUCAAGAGCUUCGCCAUCGGCAUUGUCAAGCCCUACCUCCCAACCAUGUAACUUUUGCGGGGCACUCUUUGACAACGCCGCCUCUCUCUGCACUCACAUAGUUUUACACCAUUGUCCCUCAAAACCAUUCUAUUGCGGAAGAGGUACCUGUGUGACCCAUGGUAGUAAGAGGUCCCUUGAACGGCACCUGACAAACACUCAUUUCUAUGCGCUUUAUAUCUGCUGUUACGGAACCUCGAAUCGCAAAGAUAAGCAUUGUGAACAUUUACGAAAGUGUGCUUGUGUUGGCAACGUUUACCGGUGUAUAUGUGGACAUACCGAAGACAACAAGCAUGCACACAAAGUUCACAUUGAUGAAUGUGGUAAACGGAAGAAAGGCAGACCAAAGAAACAGAAAACGGAUAGUGGAUAAUUUUGGAUGCGAGAGUAGCUCCUGGAUGGAAUGGCAAGUCUUCCGAGGUUGAAAUGCCUUGCAUAGCUGCACAUGACCAAUAAGGCUUUGUGGACUGUGUUUAAUGAUCUGUUUUGGCUCAGAUGACUGUUUGCAUUGUUCAGGACUGGGAUGGCUUAUCUGUUUUCUUUUGACAGAAGGAACAGCUCGUGGGGUACACAUAAGCCAUUGAUUUCUUGGAAUUACUGCUAUUCUUUUCAUCUGGGUCAAUUAAGUUAUCAGACUAGUUAUCUGGACCAAGGGAGGUGACAGGUGCACCCUGCGGGCUGUUUCGAUAUGUCAAAAGAUCGUGAAGCUAGCUGUUACCUUUUAAUGUAAAUAUGACUAAGAAGAAUAACUUAAAUAGAAU
Molecule: messenger RNA, 1359 nt
Organism: Fusarium verticillioides 7600
Lineage: Eukaryota; Fungi; Ascomycota; Sordariomycetes; Hypocreales; Nectriaceae
Exons: 2
Coding region: 303-971 (222 amino acids)
Source: RefSeq, a predicted model, not a curated record